Peronospora farinosa is the source of this 1011-nucleotide messenger RNA. The record is from the annotation of a GenBank genome assembly. NCBI's taxonomy places the organism in Eukaryota, Oomycota, Peronosporomycetes, Peronosporales, Peronosporaceae.
AUGCGUGGCAACAAUGAUGUAGGAGGAAAAGUAGUCAAUUGGGUCACUGAUAUCAAGUCGGCAGAUCUUUGGCUACGUAUUGAACAAGCCAGGCUUGUAGCUCAUGCAGUCAUUGCAACAGCUCUGCUACAAGCGGGACAGAAUAUGAAGCGUCCGUUUGGUACAUUCAAGAAAUGCAAUGUCUGUCAUGUCAAGACUUUGGGCUUUGUGAGUUCUCCUAAAGAGUGUGCUGUCUGUUGCUGUCUUACGUGUUCCAGUUGUGUGACCAAAGUCCGCGUGCUGAACUUCCAUGACUUUUACGUGCCACAUCAUGUCCUCUUUUGCAAAAAAUGCGUCCGCCUCAUUCACCAAGUGGAUCUGCGUGCCCCAGAGAAUAUAACGAACCCUGUCGAGUACGCUGCAGCGAUAUUGGCGGAGUCUGAGAGCUCAAAGAUGAGCUUUUUCCGCUUAAGACCAGUAAGUGGCUACAUGGACGAUAGCAACGACGGAUCGGAGGAAGGGCGCGUUUGCCACAAAGCGUCCGAGAUUAGUAGCUACAGUAGCAGGAGUAGCUCGUCUCGCUCGCUUCCACAGCCUUUUAUUGGUGGGAAACAUCAGGGCCAUGAUGACGAAGCUUUCUAUUUCAGACAGUCUAGAGGAUCAUGUCCUCCUCUGGAGCACCACGAUCAGGCGACACAUAACAAACACGUCAAGUUUGGUUCAUCGGCGAUACCUGUCGUACCCGUGACAUUUUACGACGAGCGGUUGUUACAAAGAACUAGUCAACGCACGGAUGUUUAUGGGAGACAGCAUCACCAUAAUCGUUUACCGCUCCACAGUACCGCUGGUCAGCACUUCGCUGGACGUGAGUCGGAGAUACCUUUGAUCCCGUCCCAGGAAAAUGCCUGGACAAACAAAGGGGAUGCCUACAGCGGUAGCUGUGACAGUUCUGAGACCUACGAUAGUAGUACUUUGGACUCAAGCACGGUACUACUGAUGACACAGAUUGCCCAAAUGAACCUUAACGAGUAA